AUGGCGUCCCCUGUCGCAUCCGCCGCCCUCAAGGCGCGAGUUCGCAAUCCCGCCCUCCUCAAGAAGCUCGCCCGACCUGAGGAUCUGAUGCACCACUUCCCCAAUGGCGCUUAUAUCGGCUGGUCUGGUUUCACCGCCGUCGGUUAUCCCAAGAAGGUCCCUGUCGCCAUGGCCGACUAUGUCGAGCAGAACAACCUCCAGAGCAAGCUCAAGUACUCUCUCUUCGUUGGCGCCUCGGCCGGUUCCGAGACUGAGAACCGAUGGGCCGCUCUCGACAUGAUCAACCGCCGAAGCCCUCACCAGGUCGGCAAGGACAUUGCCAAGGGCAUCAACUCUGGCCGCAUCAACUUCUUCGACAAGCAUCUGUCCAUGUUCCCCAGUGACCUUGUCUACGGCUACUACACCAAGGACCGCGCCAACUCUAACCUUGACGUGACUGUCGUCGAGGCCACUGACAUUCUCGAGGAUGGCAGCUUUGUGCCUGGUGCCUCGGUCGGUGCCACCCCUGAGCUCAUCCAGAUGGCCGACAAGAUCAUCAUCGAGGUCAACACCGCCAUCCCCUCUUUCAAGGGUCUCCACGACAUCACCUUCACCGACCUUCCCCCCCACCGCAAGCCCUACAACAUCACCGCCGUCGAGGACCGCAUCGGAUCCCCCUCGGUCAAGGUUGACCCCUCCAAGGUUGUCGCCAUCGUCGAGUCCGACUACUGGGAUGCCACCGGCCCCAACGCCCCCGAGGAUGAGACCUCUCGCCAGAUCGCCAGCCACCUGAUCGAGUUCUUCGAGCACGAGGUCGCCCAGGGCCGCAUGCCCGAGAACCUCCUUCCCCUCCAGUCCGGUAUUGGCAACGUCGCCAACGCCAUCGUCGGUGGCCUGAACGAGUCCAAGUUCAAGAACCUCAAGGUCUGGACCGAGGUUAUCCAGGACACCUUCCUCGACCUGUUCGACUCUGGCAAGCUCGACUACGCUACCGCCACCUCGAUCCGAUUCUCCCCCGAUGGCUUCAAGCGCUUCUACGACAACUGGGACGCCUACGCCGACAAGGUCCUCCUCCGAAGCCAGGCCGUCUCCAACGCCCCCGAGAUCAUCCGCCGCCUCGGUGUCAUUGGCAUGAACACCCCCGUCGAGGUGGACAUCUACGCCCACGCCAACUCCACCUGCGUUAGCGGCUCUCGCAUGCUCAACGGUCUCGGUGGUUCCGCCGACUUCCUCCGCAACUCCAAGUACUCCAUCAUGCACACUCCCUCCAGCCGACCUUCCAAGACCGACCCCAACGGUGUCUCGUGCAUCGUCCCCAUGUGCACUCACAUCGACCAGACCGAGCACGACCUGGACGUGAUCGUCACCGAGCAGGGUCUCGCCGAUGUUCGCGGCCUCAGCCCCCGCGAGCGUGCCAAGGUCAUCAUCAACAAGUGCGCGCACCCCAAGUACCAGCCCAUCCUGAACCACUACUACGACAAGGCCGAGUUCGAGUGCCUCAAGAAGGGCAUGGGCCACGAGCCUCACCUGCUCUUCAACGCCUUUGACCUCCACAAGGCCCUUGCCGAGGAGGGCAGCAUGCUCAAGGUCAAGCCUUGGUAA
Fusarium keratoplasticum is the source of this 1581-nucleotide messenger RNA. RefSeq names its product Acetyl-CoA hydrolase. The transcript is spliced from 4 exons. Bases 1 to 1581 code for a protein of 526 amino acids. Lineage: Eukaryota; Fungi; Ascomycota; Sordariomycetes; Hypocreales; Nectriaceae. Gene Ontology annotation, molecular function: acetate CoA-transferase activity; acetyl-CoA hydrolase activity. The record is from RefSeq and is a predicted model, not a curated record. Gene Ontology annotation, cellular component: mitochondrion. Gene Ontology annotation, biological process: acetate metabolic process.